AUGGGAAUAAAGUGUUUACAGUUUGGCCUUGACAACACGGCGCUCGCGCUGCUUGAGCACGGGGUGGAGGGAUGCCGGCUUGAAUGGAAAGACCUCGACCGCUUUGCUCGGAAGUCCUGGUCUUGGGGACACUACGGCUAUGUCCGCUGCGCCUGCCCAAGCGGAAGUUGGCAAACUUGCGAUGGCUGCUCUUGGGGCUUCGGCAGAGAGAAUGAUGUCUGGAUGCCCGACUGGGAUGAACCCUUGGAAGAUGCCAAGGCCACUGCCCUAGAUAUAGCGGAGAUGCCCUUCACCGAAGCCCUGUUCACAGCUAUCCGGUCUGACAACUGCCUUCCCGGCUUGGAGGUCGCGGACGAAGUUUGGGCACGCUUGCUGGACAUCGCUGUCCUUCUGGGCGACAAAGACCUGGCCUCGCAAUGUGCCCCGCGCUGCCCAUGGAAGCCACUGCGGCGGUGGAGGGCGCGGGAUCUCAUCUGUUGGAGCUACACGGACAUCUCCAUCCCCGAGCCGGCAAUCUUGGAAGCCGCCGUAGGUGCGGGUCUGGAUCUGGCCCACCUGCGCGGGCCCUAUGGCGUUUCUCUCCGACAGGCCCUGGUGCUGUCAGGUGAGCUGCAGCUCUUAGAGCGGAUAGGGGGCCUCUUGCAGUCAAAAGACAGCCCCGGCCGAGUGGGUCCACGGAACAACGGGAGGGCGCUGCCCAUCGGCUGGCUUGUGGAGGCACACGGGCCCAACGCACACAGGGUUUCCUGGACUCGCUUGGAGUUGGUUAGGCUGGCGGGUCUGGGACACGCUGGCCGCAUCAAUGAGAGAGUGGCCGCCGAUCUGUUCUGCCUCACGUGCCGCAAACCUCGAACAGCACUGAGUCACUGCACUAUGCUGGAUCUUUGCAUCUUCGGCGGGCAGGCUCGCUGCGCGGAGCUUGGUGGACUGAUGGGAGCCAGCCUGGGGGACCGGAGCAACUUGAUGUGCCUCAACCCUAUCUGCGGAGACAGCCAGUGUGGGCCUUCUUACUUAAAGGUUCACCGGUUUUCGACCCCCAGCUUCUUCGUGAAGGUGGCCCCUCUUGCCGAGCGCCAGGCCGCUGCCGCGCUCGCCCUGGCAAGGGCGCUUCGAGCCUCCUGGUGCCAGUCUUCGGAUCAGAUGGGUGUGGGCCUCCACCAAACCCUGCUUGCUUGGGCUGAUGGAAGGACAUCACGCUUCCGAUUUUUGGUAAGCAAGAUUCUCACUUUCGCUGCCCACCGUCCUGCCCUUGCAGACCAGCUGUCAGCAUGUGUCCGGCUGCUGCUGGGUGAGUGGGAGGCGUUCCAGGAGGUGACGGCCUUAGCCAGCUUUACUGAAGCUGUGGCUUGA
Messenger RNA from Symbiodinium natans, 1350 nucleotides. NCBI's taxonomy places the organism in Eukaryota, Dinophyceae, Suessiales, Symbiodiniaceae. The record is from the annotation of a GenBank genome assembly.